Molecule: messenger RNA, 2681 nt
Organism: Cotesia glomerata
Lineage: Eukaryota; Metazoa; Arthropoda; Insecta; Hymenoptera; Braconidae
Product: mesoderm induction early response protein 1
Exons: 5
Coding region: 490-2526 (678 amino acids)
Biological process (GO): negative regulation of transcription by RNA polymerase II
Cellular component (GO): nucleoplasm
Molecular function (GO): transcription corepressor activity; histone deacetylase binding
Source: RefSeq, a predicted model, not a curated record
AUGAAAUACCUGGUGAUAAUUGGUAGGUCGAGUGUUUUGUGAAAUAGAUUCUAAGAAAAGCGAUUGGCGGACUCGCCGACUGGAGAGCGCUCGUCGGGGAAGCCGAGAAACACUCUGGGAGUAUUGUCUCUAGGUUACGCCAUUUAUCGAUGCUUUUGCAUCGCUAAAUUUUAUUGUGUAUGUAUUGUAUGUUGUGUGUAAUUGUAAUAAGAAGCGCGAUGAAUCGAUGCACCCGCGCGUUGCGAUUAUAUACAUACACUUACUUCUGAGAUAAUUUGUUAAUCUUGAGAGGCACUGAUGAACUCCAAAGAGCUUUGUGGACUAAGUGUAGAGUGGUGAGAUUUUUUGUUUGCAACCUGGAGGUACUUUGACGCGGAAAACUCUGUCAGAGAGACGGGACUGUGUUGUGAAUAAUAACGUUCUGUUUUGAUAUGUUUGUGGGUGACAAACAGCUGCUGUUUAAUGACGCUGUGAUUUGUUAUCCACAAGAUGCUCCAAGACUCCAGGUCGCCGAGAGCAAACACAGCCAGUGGUACUGGCGCUCCGAAUGUUGGAAGGACAAUUACCAGAAGAAUGACAGGCAAUGGAUGCUCCAAAAGAUCGGAUCGUACUUACGAAUUAGGUCUGUCGUCAGACCUGAUAAUGAACGAUUUUGACGACGAACGAACUCUAGAUGAAGAAGAGGCUAUGGAAGGAAGUGAAGAUUCUCAUAAUGAACUGUCAAAUUUACAAAAAGAAGGAGAUAUGCCGUUGAAAGAGUUACUGGCAAAGUAUGGCUACAGCCAUACUUCAACAGACAAUUCAAAUAGUUCUGAUCAGCUGGUAUUGAUUCGAGAUGGCGAUGAACCAGAGUCCGGAUUGAAUUCUUCAGAAAAAGCGGGAGAAAACGACGCGGAGGACUUUGACGACGAGGAAGAAGACGAUGAGGAUGAAGAUGAUGGCGAUGAUGAUGAAGAUGACGAAGACGAUGACGAGGAUGCCAAUGUGAGACGAAAAAUAGCGAAUAAAUCACAGCCGAGUCUUCGACAAUUCUACACCGAGAUGGUGAAGAAAAAAGAAGCCGAGCGAUUGAACGAAAUAGGCGCCAAGGCGACUAACGCUCGUCAUUCGGGAACCACCGGAGAUAGACACAGGGACGACGGAUUUUGUGGCGUCUCUUAUGGGAACGUCAACAGAGACGCGGGAGACGGUUUAGUUAGUGGUCCUGGAGGAGACGCUCCGCCUGAUGGAGAAGGUGGUGGCGAGCCUGGGAAUAAUGCGCACAGUGGUGGAGGCGAUGAUAACGACAAUGGCGCUGGCAGACCUGUUGAUGAAGAAGAUGAUGAUGACGAAGAAGACGAAGAAGAGGAUGAUGACGAGGAUGGUGAGGGGACUGGAGUGUCAAGGGAAGUUGUUGACGGAGUCAGCAGCGUUGGAAGUGGUAAUGUUGGUGGUGGCUCCUCGCGGCUUCUUCGCAGCGUCUCACGUCCCCAGAGCGAGGAAGAGGAUGACGAUUGUGAUUAUAGUCCCGAUGAAGAGGAGUGGAAGAAGACUAUUAUGGUUGGUAGUGAUUAUCAGGCUACUAUUCCUGAAGGUCUCUGUCGCUAUGAUGAUGCUCUUCCGUAUGAAAAUGAAGAUAAAAUUCUUUGGAAUCCUACUUAUAUACCGGAGGAUGCGACUGAGGAGUUUCUUGAACGCGCUCAAUUACCCACGAAUAAAGUAAACUCUAUUCCGGCUGGUGCUCACAUUCGGGAUGAUGAACAAGCUCUGUAUUUAUUGCUCCAAUGUGGGUAUAAUCUUGAUGAAGCGCUCAGAAGACGCAGAAUGAAUGUAUUACCUCCGACAGAUGCGAUUAGUCUUUGGUCUGAAGAAGAAUGUCAUAACUUUGAGUCCGGGCUGAGAGCUUACGGGAAAGAUUUUCAUCUUAUUCAGAAAAAUAAGGUAAGAACAAGGUCUGUUGGUGAACUUGUUCAAUUUUAUUAUUUAUGGAAGAAAACUGAAAGACAUGAUAUAUUCACCUACAAAGCGAGAUUAGAAAAGAAAAAAUAUGCUCUGCACCCGGGUAUCACCAGAGACUACAUGGACAGAUUUUUGGAGGAGCAAGAGGGAGUUCGUGACCGAAGCAGCUCGCCGAACGUAAACUGUUUGCUCCACGGCGACGCGAAGCGACAGCGAGGGAAUCCUAACAUGACAAAUAAUCACAACGAGGGAGGAAAGUCAACGGAGUCGUGGGACGGCGCCACGAGUGAGGACCCUCUGGGUGAUGCCAAUAGUACGGACUCCGUAUCAGCCACGGUAACGUCAGCUACGUCGUCGCUUUUACCUCCUCCCGCUCCUCCACCUCUAAUUCCCUCGAGCCCGUCAUCAACAGCACCUCUGUCAUCGUCAUCGUCGUUGACUUCAAACGUUUCAUCAAAUGUUAUGUCUACACCCAUGGUAACUCAGCCAAACCUACCUACCGGUCCUCAAAAUCACGAAUCAUCUCAUGAAUAUCCGCCACCUUUGCCACCGUCAUCAGACAACGUUCUGCCACACUUGCCGCCUUAGCAUUUGUCAUUUACAUGCUUUUAAUUGUUGGAUAGUCUAUUUAUUUGUGGACUAUCAUUACCUCUCAGCCGUUGCCAUUGUCGUUUAUUUCACAAACAAUACUUUUAUUGUUUUUACACAUAAUAAACAAUAAAUCGCUACACUAAUUCAUUGUU